AACUUGACGAAGUUCAUGAAGCGAUACAUGAUCCAGACUUUGUACACAGACGCAUGGGACCUCGGUACAUUCUACAUCGGUCAGCAGUUAUUCCUGGGGGUGUCUCAACUUGGCAGCAAAAGCUUUGUGGUCUACAAAUGGCGACGAGUAGAAAACAAGAGCAUAUUCUUCAACUUCCAAGUCCUCAAAGUUGCCAAUGCUCGCAAAUGGCAGCCGUUCAGGAUCGGAGGCGAGCAAUACUUCGCCGUGGCUAGCAACUCCAGGAACUUCGAUUCCCCGGUCUUCAAAUGGGUGGAUAACCAGUUUGUGCCUUUCCAAACUCUCCAAACCAAGAAAGCAUCCGACGUGGAGCCCAUCUUCAUCGGCAAAGACGUGUUCCUGGCAGUGGCCACCUUUUAUGGACCUUAUUCGCAUAUCUUCAAGUGGAAUGGGGAGAAGUUCACGAGGUACCAGAGUAUUGUGGCGGCGGGGUCCGACCUGGAGACCUUUACUAUAGAUGGCGGGGUUUUCCUAGCGAUUACUGGUCCCGCUUCUCGAGGUCCUUACGCGACCAUUUACAAAUGGAGCGGCUCAAGAUUCGAGAUGUUCCAGCGGAUGUACACAGAAGAGCGUGCGUAUGGCCUGAAGUCAUUAAAGGUUGAGGGAACACCAUAUUUGGCAGUGGCCCGGUGGGGCGCGGACUCGUCGCUGAUAUUCCAGUGGAAUGGGACCACAUUCAACGAGUUCCAGAGAGUUCCAUCUAAAAGGGCACGUGAUUGGGUGAGCAUUACCUCGCCAUAUAUGGGUAAAAAGAGAAGACGUACCUUGCCAUCAUCAGCAGUGGCCUCGAUCCCGUGAUCUACGCCUGGGACAAGUAUCACUCUAGAAAGUUCGCCAAGGUCCAGUCCAUCUCUUCCGCACGGACACGUGACAUGACGUUCUUCAUUAUGGGAGAGAGGGUCUACCUCGCGGUCGCCUCACACCGGAGCACUGGGAUCUACCAAGGCUCGUGAACGCGUGACCUCGCGUGAAACCACCACGCAAUACAUGUGACAAGAUGUAACGCUAGCGGCGUAUUUGCUCUGUUAGAGCGGAGAUUGAUUGACAUGUAGCGUCAGACAUUCAACUUCCAAGGCUCGUGAUUGUGUGACGUGCGGGUUUGAGCGGGUUUUUUGUCACGAGGACUUGGCCUUCUUUUUCAGACACCACUUUUUCUAAAUAUGGUGAUCACGCAAUCUAAACGUCAAGCAACACAUCAGAUUAAAUAUCAGGAUCUAUACAACAAUCCUCUUGUUUGUAUUAGUAAAUAUAUGUAACGGCUGUAAUUACACGUUUUGUAUCACUAA
Molecule: messenger RNA, 1325 nt
Organism: Nematostella vectensis (starlet sea anemone)
Lineage: Eukaryota; Metazoa; Cnidaria; Anthozoa; Actiniaria; Edwardsiidae
Product: thrombospondin-type laminin G domain and EAR repeat-containing protein-like
Exons: 4
Coding region: 16-837 (273 amino acids)
Biological process (GO): signal transduction
Source: RefSeq, a predicted model, not a curated record